AAUGCUACAAUCCAUAAAUUGUAUAAGCCAAGAAAAAAGAGUUUUUUUUUUGAUGUUUUAUCGCGGUCCAUUAUUUGUCUAGUAACUAUUUCACUUGACACCGCCCACCAUAAUUCAGCGAUAGAAACUUGACUCCAGCAUCGAAAUUUUAUGAACUAAGAGAGCCACUGUUGCCUAUUUUCCAGUUCCUACUUCAACAAAUUGACAAAUGACAUUUACCUCAACGAAGUGACAUAGUUAGCCAAUAUGUCUAACCAGAUAUAUAACAUUCCGACAAUCCCUCCUGAUUUGUGGCAGGAAGAUACCAUCAUUCAAAUUGCUGACACAUUGCAGUACCUGUAUCAAGUGACUGAUGAUAUUUUCGACCGCAUCAGCAACAAAGUCAACGACAACCUUCAGCGCCUGGACAAAGUAAACAACCGGGUCGGCAUAGCGCAAGCCAAAGUCGAGAAGCUGAAGGGCAGCAACAAAGCGACCAGGGUGUUUGCUUCUGCCAAGUUUCCUUCCACUGAAUACCUCGACGAAUACAACAGCUUGUUCCGAGAUAGACAGAAUCUAAAAGUCCUGAAGAAAACACACUCAAAGCUGCAGGGAAACAAACACAUCGUGGUCGACGAGAAAGUGCUGAAAGAGAAAUUACAGUUCUACAAUGUUCACAUUAAUUUGAAAAGUAAACAGCGUGAGGGUGAGGGUGAAGGACUUGGUCGACUGCCCCACAACAUUCCAUCUAUAUCAACCCUGCUGCUCUUUAAUACUUCUGAAAAUCUUUACAAGAAAUAUGUGAUGCUUGAUCCUCUGGGUGUGGUGACAAAGACACGCGAAGAUAUUGGAGAGGAGGAUGGUCUGACUGAAGCUCCAAGCAGUAUUGCCAAAAAUGAGGAGAUUAAACGAUUGGAAGCUGACAACUAUUUCUACGUCCCCAGUAUUGGCAAUGUUCCAGAAAUUACUGCCCCAACUUCCUUACCUGAUUUACCAGGUGUUGCUGAUGAUGUCUCCUACAUGGCCGAUUUGGGCCCAUCUAUUGCUCCCUCCGUACCCAGUAGCAUGCCUGACCUGCCCACCAUUGGGGAAUCUGAUAGCCUUGACUUUGACAAGCCUUCGCUGUCCACAACCGAGCUUCCAAGUGCGGCUGGAGGCCGUGCCACAGUCGCCAACAGCACGGCAUCGCCCAUGCCACCGUCCCCCUCGGUUCCACCUCCCCCUCCCCCACCACCACCGCCUUCCGCAACGUCACCACCGCCACCUCCACCGCCGCCACCACCACCACCAGCAGUAUCCAACGGAGGACCGCCACCUCCUCCGCCACCCCCGCCUCCGGAACCCAGCCCCGAAGCCGAUGAGCCUUCUGAGAAAAGCAGCGCCGGUGACGCGAAGCCGGCAAGCACGGACAGCCGGUCGAACCUGAUGGCGUCGAUCAGAGCAGCAGGAGGCAAGUCCAAGCUGAAGAACGUCAAGGAGUCGAAGAGUGGGAAGAAGAGCAAAGACAAGAUGGACACCCUUGACGACGGUGGCGGCGGGGGUGGGGGUGGCGGGGGCGGAGACCUGAUGGGGGACCUGAUGAAGAAGCUGUGCAUGCGACGGCGGGGCAUCUCUGGAAACACCAGCAAGCCCGCCGCCAGCAAGAAAAGGAGCCACCGUCGACCAACGGAGGGAAUGUCAUGGACAAGAUAUCGGCCAUGAUUCCACCGCCGAUUCCUAAGAUAGCCGAAGAUGACGAGGACGACUCUGACAGUGAUUUUGACUGAGAAAUCCCUAUUUAAUUUUAAGUCCCUCGAAAUUCUCUCCAGAUUUUUAAAUUAAAUUCAAACGAACAUGUGAUAUCCUUUGUUUAUCAAUGACAGCAAUAUCAGCCACAUUAACAUGAAUGAGAAAAAAAAUAACACACAUCAAUCCCUUUAAUAAACAGCAAAAAAAAAGGUUUCUUUUCUUCCUCUUU
Messenger RNA from Octopus sinensis (East Asian common octopus), 1936 nucleotides. Its product is annotated as WASH complex subunit 1. Gene Ontology annotation, cellular component: WASH complex; early endosome; recycling endosome. The coding region runs from base 247 to 1680 and encodes 477 amino acids. Gene Ontology annotation, biological process: exocytosis; retrograde transport, endosome to Golgi; endocytic recycling. Gene Ontology annotation, molecular function: actin binding; alpha-tubulin binding; gamma-tubulin binding. The record is from RefSeq and is a predicted model, not a curated record. The transcript has 4 exons. NCBI's taxonomy places the organism in Eukaryota, Metazoa, Mollusca, Cephalopoda, Octopoda, Octopodidae.